Molecule: messenger RNA, 1362 nt
Organism: Naegleria lovaniensis
Lineage: Eukaryota; Heterolobosea; Eutetramitea; Acrasida; Naegleriidae
Exons: 2
Coding region: 1-1362 (453 amino acids)
Source: RefSeq, a predicted model, not a curated record
AUGUCCAACAAUACCACUUCCAUCACAUCAGGCCCUCUCACUGGUCCAAAGCUUGACCGAUUUAUUUACAUAUGGUUCUCUGAAUUCAUCUUGUUUUUCAAGAAUGAACAUGCCACUCACAUGGAUCAACACAAGACAAUGACCAUUACCAAGAUUCAACAGCUUCUCUCUAACGCCAAAACUCUCGAUUUGAAUCAAUACCCUCGAGAUGUCGUUUUGGAAAUUGGGACAGUUCUCACACGUUUUAGAGAUUACGCAACAGACAAUUUCUCUGACCCUGUCAUGAUGUCAGAAAUUCCAUUGUUAUUGAAAUGCCUGGAUGAGUUUGAUUUAUUCCACCUAUUCGUUUUAAAGAAAGUCAAGCCCAAAUGUACACCAAAUGUGCCUUUGGAGACCUCCGAACCAAAGCAUGACACAAAUUCAACCUCGAAUUCUAACAUGGCUUUGCCUACUCAAACAGUACCCCAAGAUAAUAACCCAACUGCAACUGCAAAACAAGAUGCAACACUCCAACAGAACAACUCCAAAGAAGCAACUCCAAAGAGAAAGUUGUCUGAGACAGAUUUUGCCGAAAAGUCUUCGACUCUCAAUUCCAACAAACCAUCGACAAUUUUAUCGUCCACACCUUCUAAGAGCGAAGAAAAUCGUUCAAAGAGAGUUUCAACUUCCACCCGCUCAUCCAAUGAUAUGUCAGAAUCUGAAGAAGAAGAAGAAGAAGUGCCUGACUCAGAUGACGAUGAUCUUCAAAGGACUCCAACCCCAAAAUGUGCCAGGAAGAAGAAGAUUCUCCUUUCACGUCUUCGAGACAAUAAGGAAUUGUGCUCGACAACCACACAAGAACCACAUACGAACCAUCCACCUCAAACUGCACUUUCAGACCUGUACGAAGAGUCAGAGUCUGAUGACGAUUCAAGCUACUUCUCAACAUCUUCAAAUGAUCCAGAAGGUUCCAAACCAAAGACCAAGAAGCCUUGUCCUAAAAUCAGAGUUCCUUUCGACGUAGUUCUCAAAGAAUUUGUGAACUAUGCCUCUAAACCUCUCGUUCCAUUUUCUCAGUUUGACUUCGGUACACAAGAGGUUGCAUACUACAAUUUUAGAGCUUAUUUGGAAAGUAAGAGCUUGCAAGUGAAGGGAUGGUUCAAUUCGUAUUACAAGGAAUGUCCCAAAUUGUUCUAUCUGUUGCCCAAUUCCAAAAUCAGAAUGAGGAGUGCAGCUAUUAAGCAGUUGUUGGCAGAAAAGCCAGACAUUGUGAACAAGUUGAAACAGUUGCCAAAGGAUUAUCCUCAAGAUUUUACAGAACUGAAACACAAAUAUGAUGAGUUUCAAAAGAGAGAGAACGAACGCAAGCAAAAACACCAUUAA